GAAUAAGUGUCGGCUGCUUCUUUAUUUCUUGGGUUCUGCAUUUGCAAAAUCACUUUCUAUAAAAAACCAUUCCUUUUCCUACAAACAAAACUAAAGCUAUUAAGGAAUUGAAUCAAAUAUUUUCUUGGAUUUUUUUUUUAUCAUAUUCUUUUAGUUUACACCUACAUUUGUUGUUGGAGGUUAUUUUAGCUCCAAAAUAACAACACUGAACUGGAUUCAGUGUAAAAUUUCAGCCCAAGUAAUCCCAUUUUGAGAUUUUCUCAAUCUCUUCAUUGCCAUUUUCAGAAUGGUAAAUGGGACUGUGCAACAAUGGAUGUAUUCAUUAGUUGCCUUGUCGAUUAUUUUUAGAACUGAAGGGCUCUUUGUAAAUAUUACUUACGUUCUGAGUGGGGUGGCAAAAGGAGCAGUAUGUCUGGAUGGGAGUCCACCGGCAUAUCAUCAUGACAAAGGAUUUGGUACAGGGGUUAACAGUUGGUUAAUCCAAAUGGAGGGAGGAGGUUGGUGCAAUAAUAUCGCCACUUGUCUUUCCCGUAAGAAUACUCGCUUGGGAUCAUCUAAGCAGAUGGUACAAAAUCUCGCUUUCUCAGGGAUUCUCAGCAACAUGCCUCAGUUUAAUCCAGACUUUUAUAACUGGAACAGAGUAAAAGUUAGAUAUUGUGAUGGAUCAUCCUUCACUGGGGAUGUUCAAGCAGUCAAUCGGAUUACUAAUCUUCACUUCAGAGGGGCACGGGUUUUUCUUGCUGUUAUGGAGGAUUUGUUGGCGAAAGGAAUGAAGAAUGCUGAAAAUGCUAUUCUAUCUGGAUGUUCAGCUGGCGGAUUGACUUCAAUUUUACAUUGUGACAGCUUCAAAGCACUCCUACCAAUGGGUGCUAAAGUAAAGUGCUUUUCGGAUGCUGGUUAUUUUAUCGAUGCGAAAGAUAUUUCUGGUGCACCUCAUAUUGAAGAAUACUUCAGAGAUGUUGUUAACUUACAUGGUUCUGCCAAGAAUCUGCUGCCAGUGUGUACCUCAAGAUUGAAGCCGGAUUUGUGUUUUUUCCCGCAAAAUGUUGUUCAACAUGUGCGGACGCCACUUUUCCUAGUUAAUGCGGGGUAUGAUUCCUGGCAGAUAAAGAACAUUUUGGCUCCUGAUGUUGCUGAUCCCUAUGGGGUUUGGCUCAACUGUAAACGUGACAUACUGAAAUGCUCUUCCAGGCAGCUUCAAAUUAUGCAAGGUUAUAGAUUGGGGUUUCUGAGAGCAUUAAUUGCGCUCGGCCCUUCUUCAUCAAGAGGGUAUUUUAUCAACUCCUGCUAUGCACACUGUCAAACUGAAGUUCAAGAAACAUGGUACAGGGCUGACUCUCCCAAGUUAGCUAACAAGACAAUAGCCAAAGCACUCGGAGACUGGUUUUUUGACAAAAAUCCAUUCCAGAAGAUUGAUUGCCCUUACCCUUGCGACAAAACCUGUCACAACCGUGUUUUUGAUCCAAAUGUCCAUACUUUCGAGAUUGAUAUAUAACAUCAUUGAUAGAAGUUAUUCUUUGAGAUCACUGAUAUGGAAAAUCAGAAACUCCCAAAGGGAAAUAGAAAAUAUAGAAGGAAAGAAGCUUGUAUUGAUUUGUUAAAUAUUUCACAAUAAGGGAAAAGUUAUCAUGGCAUAAAAUUGUAUGCUGUGGUGCCCUAUACAGAUACUAUAUAUGUAUUCUUAUGCAUAUAGGGUGAUAAUCUCAAUAAAAAUGAUUUUAUACUUGUUUGUCUUUUCAAA
Solanum dulcamara is the source of this 1741-nucleotide messenger RNA. RefSeq names its product pectin acetylesterase 8-like. Bases 287 to 1495 code for a protein of 402 amino acids. Gene Ontology annotation, biological process: cell wall organization. The record is from RefSeq and is a predicted model, not a curated record. Lineage: Eukaryota; Viridiplantae; Streptophyta; Magnoliopsida; Solanales; Solanaceae. Gene Ontology annotation, molecular function: pectin acetylesterase activity. The transcript has 13 exons. Gene Ontology annotation, cellular component: plant-type cell wall.